This is a messenger RNA of Neopelma chrysocephalum (saffron-crested tyrant-manakin), 931 nucleotides long. RefSeq names its product non-lysosomal glucosylceramidase-like. The annotation marks the transcript as partial. Gene Ontology annotation, molecular function: beta-glucosidase activity. The transcript is spliced from 3 exons. Gene Ontology annotation, biological process: central nervous system development. The record is from RefSeq and is a predicted model, not a curated record. Lineage: Eukaryota; Metazoa; Chordata; Aves; Passeriformes; Pipridae.
GGAUGGCUCAGCUCUCCCUCACGCUGCUCGUGCUGGCUCCCAGCCCCGGGUGAGGGUGGCAGGCUGUGCUGCUGACACAUCUGACCUUCCUCUUACCCCAGGGAAGCACGUGAGCCUGUAUCAACCUGCCAAGCAGCUGAGGGAUGAGACACCCGGACGAGCCUUAAACACCUUUUUCCGUCUCUCUCUUGCCGGGUGUGGUGUUUGCUAGCCCAGGGCUCCUCUUCUGAAUUUUGUAUUGCCUGCCACAAAAAUUCCUCUGCUCCUGCUGGUCCUCCUCAGCUUGGCAACAGACUCCAAGACUGAGUUGUUCCUGGUGCUCUUGAUCCCGCUGUGUCCUGCGUGGUUUCCCCCGCAGUGAGAGAAAUCAUCCUCCGGCAGCCAACAGUGGAGCACCAGCCAUGUACACAGCAUUCUCUGUCCCUGCCAGGACUCCAGCCUGCCAGUGGGAGUGUUCAUUUGGGAGGUGGAGAACGGAAGGGAUGAGGACGUGGAAGUGUCCAUCAUGUUCAGCCUGCAGAACGGCAUGGGAACGAAGGAGGACAGGAGCGGAGGGCACUGGAACGAGCCCUUCACCUUGGAGAAGGAUGGCGAGCGAGUUGCUGGAGUCCUGCUGCACCACUGCACGAGUGUGAACCCCUUCACUCUCGCCAUCUCUGCCCGGGAGAAGGCUGGCACGGGAGUCAGCCACCUGACGGCAUUCAAUCCCAUGGGAUUGGGUAGAGAGGUGUGGCAGGACCUCCUGCAGGAUGGCAGGCUGGAUUCACCCACCGGUAAAAGCAGCCUGAUGGAGAAGGGGGAGGUGACGGCAGCGGCGGUGUGUGCCAGCUGCAGAGUGCCUGCCCAGGGACACAGGACACUGGAAUUGGCCCUGGCUUGGGAUAUGCCGUGUGUUCACUUUGGCUCCAAGGAGAAGCUGCACUUCAGGCGG